GAGAGAGUGAACCAUCCACGGGAGAAGGAGCGUUGUAAGUGUUAUCAUUUUAAUCAGGUCCAAAUAGGGAGUGCGCCUCGUUUGCGCGCGGAGUCCCAGAAGUCGGAGGAUUACGCGCGACGGAGAAAGUUUCCAACGACUCCUUUUUACGCACAGAAAUGUCAGAAAGCGUGAGUGGACACUUUUCUCUGUCAGAAUCAAAGUUUGGCGGACUUUAAGGAAUAUUUUUGAGUGAGGAGCGUCACUUUUGAAACCAGCAGAAGAUAGAAUACCCGUCCAGAUUUAUGAUUUGGGGCAUGGCCACUGCCACUUCCAGUCCGUACCUGGCCAGCAGCAGGAUUCUCCCCGGGCCAGUCCUGCACUCCGACCGCAGGAGCGCGGCCAUGCAGCCGGUCACCACCACCAGUGGGUACAGAGGCGACCCCGCCGUGAAGAUGGUGCAAAGUGACUUCAUGCAGGGCGCCAUGGUGGCCAGUAACGGGGGCCACAUGUUGACCCACCAGUGGGUGACCUCGUUGCCGCACGCAGCAGCCGCAGCGGCCGCCGCAGCUGUGGCUGCAGUCGAGGGAAACUCUCCGUGGGCUUCCAACUCUCAACCGCAGGAUCUGAAGCGAACCAGGGACGAGCUCCACUCGGGCUCUCACCUGCACCACCACCGGUCUUCCUCACACCUAGGACACCACCAGUCGCACCCGGGAGGCUGGGGAGGCACCACCAGCGUCACUGACACGCAGCAGCAGCAGCUUGUCUACUCACAGCCCGGUGGCUUCACCGUCAACGGCAUGCUGAGCUCCCACGCCGGGCAGAGCCUCAUGCACCCGGGGCUCGUACGCGGAGAGUCCCCUGAGCUGGACCACCAUCACCACCACCACCAUCACCACCAGCAUCUGCACCAGCACCACGGCGUGGGGCACGAGCAGCACUCGGACGAGGACACGCCGACCUCCGACGACUUGGAGCACUUCGCCAAACAGUUCAAGCAGCGACGCAUCAAACUGGGCUUCACGCAGGCGGACGUGGGUCUGGCUCUCGGCACCCUGUACGGCAACGUCUUCUCCCAGACCACCAUCUGCCGGUUCGAAGCCCUCCAGCUCAGCUUCAAGAACAUGUGCAAGCUGAAGCCGUUGCUCAACAAAUGGCUCGAGGAGGCCGACUCCACCACCGGGAGUCCCACCAGCAUCGAUAAAAUCGCCACGCAGGGCAGGAAGCGGAAAAAGCGCACGUCCAUAGAGGUGAGCGUCAAGGGCGCGCUGGAGAGCCACUUCCUCAAGUGUCCAAAGCCUUCAGCGCAGGAGAUCAACUCACUGGCGGACAAUCUGCAACUGGAGAAGGAGGUGGUGCGGGUUUGGUUCUGUAACCGGAGGCAGAAGGAGAAGCGCAUGACGCCGCCGGGACUCCCACGCACGCCCGAGGACGCCUAUUCUCAGGUGGGCAGCAUCGGCGCGGACACGCCGUCACCUUCCAUAGACUGCAAGAGGAUGUACAGCGACACGUGAAACUGGUCGACAAUGACUGAAAGCCUUUGACUCUUUUCACACCAUGAUCCAAGUGCUGGGCGGUUUCACGGUGUUUAUACUCAAUUAGUUUAAAAAAAAAAAUUGCUUUUUUCUUAUUUGAUUAACUGGCACUUUUUUCUCACCGCAAUUCUGCUCUGGAGAGAAUCAAUGUUGAUAUUUAUAUUUUAGCAAGAACAAUGGUGUGAUAAUAUGAGUCUCUUUCUUUAGCUUACAACUUUUUUAGGGACAACAAUCCUAAUCAUGGAGCCUGUUUGACACUGCCACUCACAUACAAAUCAAAAGGAAGACUGGAGAAGUUGUGUUGGACUUCUUCAACAGACUUGCUCGGCAUCAUUCAGAGACAGGUUUGGGAAUAGAUUGUGUAGCCUUCUCUAACUGAACGGAACUUUUAUGUCUUCAAAGUGAUCCUCAUUAACUGUGUCUUCAAUACGUUUUCCUUCCCGUUUUCUCUUCUCCUCCUCGCCUCAAUAAAAUACCAGAACUCCUGUCUUACCUUUAACAAAAAUAUUGUUCCCAUUCAGUUGAAUUAUGUUGUGGAGAGAUAUGCAAACAUAAGAGAUUCCAUCUACUAACUAUAACUUACCACUCUAAAGUGAAUUUUAAUUCAUCACCUUAAUAAAGCAGAAUGACACUUUUUAACUUUAUUCCCCUACCUCUCAAUUCUGCCGUUCUUCUCCUUUAACUGUUUCGCAUCAUUGCUUAGCGCCAUUGCCGUUGUCCUUUAAAUUAAUGUCUUGCUUUAACUGAAGACCUGAAUUCUGUAGAAAGCGGUGUGCCGCCCAGCACUGGUCCUGAUCCACGAUUCUUCAUGUUAUAUUUGUGUAUUCACUUGGGAAUAUUUUACAUCUUGCACUAUUAAGCAACAUCUGGAACCAAACGAAAACUUUUGCAUAUAUGACUUAGACAGCUUUAUUUGACAUGUUUGAACAAGCAAUAAUUUCACUUCAUUUAAAAGCUCCUUUUGUCACCUUUGUGCGCCGGUAACGUUUUCGUUGUGACUCUUCACUAUCCUCAUCUCCUUAAUAUCAUACAUAUGAACUGCAUAGCGAUACGUCCCAUUGAGUGUUUAAAUGUAUUCUUGUGAUGAUUUGGACUAUUUAUUGUUGUUUUUCCAUUGUUCAUUUCGAAUAAAACUGAUCCAAAUGAAAGAACUCUCUUCUUUUAUUAUGGCUGUUGAGAUAUUGCAUUUACUAGUAUGAAAUUAAUGGCAACUCCUUUGGUCAGUAAUGUUUAAAAAAAAGUAAAUU
Messenger RNA from Synchiropus splendidus (mandarinfish), 2764 nucleotides. RefSeq names its product POU domain, class 3, transcription factor 3-A-like. NCBI's taxonomy places the organism in Eukaryota, Metazoa, Chordata, Actinopteri, Syngnathiformes, Callionymidae. Gene Ontology annotation, biological process: brain development; regulation of transcription by RNA polymerase II. The record is from RefSeq and is a predicted model, not a curated record. The transcript has a single exon. Bases 285 to 1496 code for a protein of 403 amino acids. Gene Ontology annotation, molecular function: RNA polymerase II cis-regulatory region sequence-specific DNA binding; DNA-binding transcription factor activity, RNA polymerase II-specific. Gene Ontology annotation, cellular component: nucleus.